This is a messenger RNA of Clonostachys byssicola, 1014 nucleotides long. The record is from the annotation of a GenBank genome assembly. Lineage: Eukaryota; Fungi; Ascomycota; Sordariomycetes; Hypocreales; Bionectriaceae.
AUGGCCGCACCACCACUUAAGUACACUUUGCUGCGUGAAGCAUGCUACUACGAUAGCAUGUAUCAUCUCUUUCACCGGCUCGGCAUUCAAUCGAAUUUUGUCAUUGCAGCCAAGUAUGCACACGCAGAUGACCCUAGCCGCAGCCUCUCGAGACCACUUGUCUUCGCUGCACUGCGGCAGGUGGUAGAGGCACACGCACGGCUUCGUGUCGUGUGUGUUCUCCGCCCUUCACCAAAGGUGGGAAAGCACUGCAUGCACGAAGCCAUGAUCAAUACCCUCAAUCUCGACCAAUGCGUUGAAUUUAUCCCAGACGAUGGACUAGGGGUAGACUCUGAGCUGCUCGAGAAGAUUCACAAUCAGUGGUUGUGGAUAGACGAGGAGCCAACUCGCCCUUGGUGGAAGAUCAUCAUCAAGGGAAACCAUGUAGCGCUCAUCAUGCACCAUGCUGUGGGAGACGGUAAAUCUGGGGAAGUCAUCCACACUGACUUCAUGAACGCCCUUCACUCCAUUGAAGAGCCUGCCAGAGAAGUAAUCGAGGACGAGAAAUUGAUCCAUGGCGACCCAUCCACGCUCGUGUUCCCGCUUGAGCCGACGAGCGCCUCGGAUGCUAAAACCUCCACGGUUGAAGCUGUAUGGAUACAGAUCAAAUUCCUGCUGAUGGCCUUGUUCCUCGGCAGUCGAAUUCUGUUUAGUACACUACCUCGUGCAAAACCUUGGAUCAGAUCCGCCACCGCGAUUGCAGAACCCGCACAGCGUACGGUGACCCGAGUCACCUCGUACCGUAUUGAAGCAUCUCGAAUGUCGAGAAUCCUCAGCGCGUGCCGUGAAAAUAAGACGACAUUUUCGGCCCUUCUUGCAUCCAUGGCACUUGAUACGCUUACCAAUGACUUUUACCCUAGAGCAAUAAUGGGUUGCUCACAGUUCGUGGGCGAUAUUCGCCCGUUCCUGCCCAUGUCAAAAAUUGGAGGCGGCACCAAAGCCGGCACAGUCAUCAAUGCGACGGGAGGUGUCUAG